UAUUAAAGAAUCAAGCAAUUAGGAGAUAAUUUGAGUCCGGGAACAUUUUAUUUCUGUGUUCAAACUUUCAGGUCGUGUGACCGGCGGAUUUUCGUCUCCUCUCGUUAUAUCUGGGCGCUGGUGUGUGAUUUAGGGACCGGUUGAAUACACGGAGUGAGGAGGACUCGGGAUUUUACACUUUGUAUGGUGGAGGAAUGCGUAAACAGUUUGGAGGGAUACAGCUACAAUCUGUUUGAUUUACAGAGGAAAACAUGGAACACGAAGAUCUCAGCACAGAAGUGGAGAAACAUGAACUAACACAGACACAAACCUAUUCAUCCAAGUCUCAAGAGCUAAACAUGAAUACAGAAAACAGUGAGGAGACAAACAUUCCUCCAGAAAAGGAUCCCGCCACCCCUGUUAAAAAGCACGCUUCCCGCCGGUCAGUCACUGCGAGACCAGAUGUCAUUCCAAAGUCACCUGCCUCACCGGCAACACCCAGUCCACUAAAUAAAAAAGAUGCAGCCAAGGUGGAGGACAGACAAAAACAGGCCAAGGACAGAAGAGAACAGAAGGCUAAAGCUCUCGAACAGCGCAGCCAUCUUCAAGCUGCUCGAAAGUCCGAGUGGUUGGAGAAGGAGGAGCGAGCGAAGCAGUUACGGGAGCAGCAGUUACAGGAGCGCAGGAAGAGGCUUGAAGACCAGAGGCUGAAGGCCGAGCAGCGCAGGGCCGCUUUGGAGGAAAGGCAGAAACAAAAACUAGAGAAGAACAAGGAGCGCUAUGAGGCCGCCAUUCAUAGAUCUCCUAAGAAGACUUGGGCUGAGAUUCGGCAGCAGAGAUGGUCUUGGGCUGGAGGCUUGAGUGCUAGUUCCAGCCAGAGUCAGAGCCGAUGCUCAAUAUCUGCGGUCAACCUGCCCAAACAUGUGGACUCUGUUCUAAACAAGCGCCUCUCCAAAUCCUCCGCCACCCUCUGGAACUCCCCCAGCAGAACUCGUAGACUGGAGCUGAGUCCAUGGGAGAGCAGUAUUGUGGACAGACUGAUGACUCCCACCCUGUCUUUCCUGGCACGAAGUCGCAGUGCCGUUAGUGUGAUAAGCAGCGGCAGAGAUUCUCAAUCUCCUCAAUGUCCUCGUUCAGCCUCAGCAAGUCCUCUCGCAGUGUGCUCCCACCGACCCCACCGAUGCUCAGAACGCUGGAGGGUCACAACCAGUACACCAGACAUUACUCAGCGUCGCCGAGACUCCGCCCAUAUUGAUAAGAAAAAGAAAGAGAAGAAAGACAAGGAGCGGGACAAUAAGAAGGAAAAAAGUGCCCUCACCAAAGAGAACGUGCUCAAGAAGAGACAGUCACUGCCAGCGAUGAAAAUCAGCCGUGAGCCCAGUCCUGCUGCAUUGUUAAAACAGCGAGCUUCCUCACCCAGACCCAUAUCAGGUCGUGCCAGUCCCAGCACCCCGAAAUCUCAACCCGUGAGGGCACGGACGCCAGUCCGAGUCAGGACGCCAACCAAAGUUUCCACUGCUGUAGAACCAACUAGAGAUUCUAACAUUGUUGUGAGUACCCCCGACACACCCCCUCGUACGAACGCACCAGUCGUGGCUGCUUCCCCUGUUCCCUCGGUCCCUGAGCAGCAGCAGCCGAAUUCCAGCAUUCCACAAGCGUCUCCUGCUCCCUCCCCUGCCAAGCCCAUGGCCGGCACCACUGAUCCAGAGGAAGCUGCGCGCCUCCUGACUGAGAGGAGACGACAGGCCAGAGAACAGAGGGAGCGAGAGGAGCAGGAGCGGAGGGAGCAGGAGGAGAAAGAGAGGUUGGAGCGGGAGGAACGACUAGCACGGGAGGCGGAAGAGAGGAGGCGCAGGGAGGAGGAGGCUCAGCACAUGGCGGAGCAGCAGAGGCUGAGAGAGGAGGCAGAGCGUCUGCAGCAGGAGAAGGAGGCUCAGGAAAAAGCCAUAGCGCAACAAGAGGAGAACGAACGCCUUCAGAGACAGAAGGAGGAGACUGAGGCCAAAGCCCGGGAGGAAGCAGAGAAACAGCGACUGGAACGAGAAAAACACUUCCAGAAGGAGGAGCAGGAGAGGCUGCAGAGGAAGAAGCGCCUGGAGGAAAUCAUGAAACGAACACGCAAAUCUGAUGUUGUAGAAAAGAAGGACAUAAAAUCUUCUCCUCCUCCUCAAGUUAAUGGGGGGGAUUCCCAGCUUCAAUCAGACAGCAGUAAAGUGCCUGACUGUCUUUCAACCACAGAGCUGAAGCAAGACAACCAGUCCCAAAGUGGCACAAAAGAGAGUUCUACGGUCCAUGUGACGAAUGGCAUUCAACCCUCCAAGCAUGAGAAUGGAUUGUCUUCAGGUGGUGAAUCAGCCCACUUUGAUGAGAUCAUCCAGCUGUCCAAUAACAGUGGUGCCAACAGCAAGCAGGAGGAGUCCGUGUCUGAAACCAAUGAUGAGCCCAUCUUGACUUAUGAUGGCUUUCUGAAAAAAGCAGGCACUAUGAAGUCUCAACAUGUUGCAGAGGUGCUCUGAGCAUCACAGCUGUUGGACUGGUGUGAUUUUGGAAGUUCCAGAGUCCCAGCUCUCUACCUGAGGGUAUCGUGUGAUAAAGCACAGCUUUGCCAGACCUGUGCCGACCUAGUCACUGACUGUUUAGAUUGUACUGAGCAUUGCCUGGGUUAAACGGUGUGAUUACAAGAAGCCACUUUGCAGUCAAGAUUAAGUAAACCCUUCACCACCCUCCCAGGUGCUUUCUGUCACUAUUUAUGAAAAGUUCUUUCAGCAGUCUGAGCUCUCACGUUACAGCAGACGUUUCAUGCAUCAUGGUGAUCACCGAGCAAAAGAUACACAUGAGAAAGAGAGAGGAAAAAAACAUGAAUCAUGGCUGUAUUUCAUCUUAUCAUGUUUUAAAUAGAAGUGCUUUGGCUGUUUUGUUUUUAUUCUUUAGUUAUUUAAUGUGAUGAUAUUUGUUACUACUGGGUACAGCUCUAUGUGAAUAAUGUAAAUUGGAAUACAGGAGGAGUCAGUUUGUGGAAUAAAACUGAAAGAUAGAGUUAUAUGUCUCUUCUGACUUCUGGGAGUUUUUUUUGUGUGUACAUGUACAACCCCAAAUCAGAAAAAGUUGGGACAGUAUGGAAAA
Molecule: messenger RNA, 3102 nt
Organism: Trichomycterus rosablanca
Lineage: Eukaryota; Metazoa; Chordata; Actinopteri; Siluriformes; Trichomycteridae
Gene: map7d1a
Product: MAP7 domain containing 1a
Exons: 19
Coding region: 252-2495 (747 amino acids)
Biological process (GO): microtubule cytoskeleton organization
Cellular component (GO): microtubule cytoskeleton
Source: RefSeq, a predicted model, not a curated record